Messenger RNA from Spirometra erinaceieuropaei, 784 nucleotides. The record is from the annotation of a GenBank genome assembly. Lineage: Eukaryota; Metazoa; Platyhelminthes; Cestoda; Diphyllobothriidea; Diphyllobothriidae.
AUGCUUGCCACAACUGCCGUUUCAGGAGAGGAACACGAGGUUGUGUUGGAGGUCGCUGAAGCUGGCUCGCCCUUUGCGGCCCUGCUGGAGAGUGUAGACUUUGUAAAGUCCAGAGUCGAUUUCGGGAAGCUGGCGGCCAUGUGGGAAAACAACGGUCUCUUUGGUAAGAAUUGUAUCCGUUUGAUUCUCAUUACUGUAGUUGCUAAGUAACCUGAAAUGGGCACAGAUUGAAGAGGCCAGGCAAUUUCUUCAGUUGGUCCCCAAAUAGACAAAUCGCCCCAGAAGGUGGCCAGGUAAAAGUCUGGGCUCGAAAGAAAGUAUAAUUUUUACCCUUAACUCUUGUUUCACUUACAUUCAGAAGCCUUUAACCUCUACUACACGGAUAAGAGUUGACCGGAGGAGUUCGGUUCACUCAACAGCAAACGACUAACGUGCAAUCGUACAGGCAAACGGGACUUGUACUUCAGUCAUUCAGCUGCAAUCCAAUUAGCUAGCUGCGCAUAUAAAGAAUCCGUGGUUGGAGAGAUUAGGAGAAAUGGCAUUUCAAAACAGCUAAGGGAAGAAAUUAUACAUCAGUGACAAUGUUUUACAUUAAGAGACCGAUACUGAUGCCACUUCAAAUACGGUGAUCACACACCUCCAGACGACGUCCACUCCGACGUCUUCCAUGUCCUUUUCCUUGUGCGACUCCUCUGGGGCGGAAACAGGAACGUCAGAUAUUCAUACAGCUGCAGGUAUUCUUCUUCAUCCACGUCCACUUGACUCGUGUAAAUCGUGGCUUUAA